Messenger RNA from Vitis riparia (riverbank grape), 2495 nucleotides. Its product is annotated as pentatricopeptide repeat-containing protein At4g04370. NCBI's taxonomy places the organism in Eukaryota, Viridiplantae, Streptophyta, Magnoliopsida, Vitales, Vitaceae. The record is from RefSeq and is a predicted model, not a curated record. Gene Ontology annotation, biological process: RNA modification. Gene Ontology annotation, molecular function: protein binding; RNA binding. The transcript has a single exon. The coding region runs from base 190 to 2394 and encodes 734 amino acids.
GAUUUUCCUUUCAUUUAUCUGGUCUAAAGAAAAAAGAAAAAGACCAAUACCAUCGUAUGAUUUUUUCCGUUUUAAUGUCAUGAGGGCUUUCCUCUCGUUUAUCUGAUCUAAAGAAAUAGAGAGCGAAGGAAGAGAAACUCAGAGCUCCGGAUCACCAUGAUGACAUUUCAGAAAACAGAGUAAUGAGUUAUGAGCAGGCCCAAACCUUCCUUCCUCAACCCUGCCACCAAAUCAUACAACGCCAUCAUCAACCGUCUCUCUACUGCAGGCGCCUUCUGCGACGUUCUUCUCACCUACUCCUCUAUGCUUAGCACCGACACCCCUCCAGACGCCCACACAUUCCCCAGUCUCCUCAAGGCUUGCACCUCUCUCGACCUCUUCUCGCACGGUCUUUCCUUCCAUCAACGCGUCAUCGUUGAUGGGUACUCCUCGGAUUCCUACAUUGCCACUUCUCUUAUCAACUUUUAUUCCAAAUUUGGGCAUAACCAAAAUGCUCGCAAGGUGUUCGACACAAUGGGUGACAGAAAUGUUGUUCCCUGGACUACCAUGAUCGGCUGCUACACCCGUGCAGGUGAGCACGAUGUGGCGUUUUCCAUGUAUAAUAUAAUGCGGCGGCAAGGAAUUCAACCCAGUUCAGUUACUAUGUUGGGCUUGCUUUCUGGGGUUUUGGAGCUCGUUCAUCUGCAGUGCUUACAUGCUUGUGUAAUUCAAUACGGUUUUGGGUCUGAUGUAGCUUUGGCGAAUUCUAUGUUGAAUGAGUAUUGUAAAUGUGGAAGAGUCGAGGAUGCUCAGGCUUUGUUUGAAUUGAUGGAUGCAAGAGAUGUGAUUUCGUGGAAUUCCUUGGUUUCUGGUUAUGCCCAGCUUGGGAACAUUAGAGAAGUAUUGCAACUUUUGAUCAGAAUGAAGACUGACGGCAUUGAACCUGACCAGCAGACGUUUGGGUCUUUGGUGUCUGCAGCUGCAAUGCAGAGUAAGCUUGGGGUGGGAAAGAUGGUUCAUGGGCACAUCUUGAGAGCUGGGUUAGAACAGGAUUCACAUAUUGAAACAUCACUGAUAGGUAUGUACUUGAAAUGGGGAAAUGUUAAUUCUGCAUUUCGAAUAUUUGAAGGGAUGAUGCAUAAGGAUGUGAUUUCAUGGACUGCGAUGAUAUCGGGUCUGGUUCAGAAUGAUUGUGCAGACAUGGCAGUCACAGUUUUCCGGAGGAUGUUAAAAUCAAGAGUGAUGCCAUCUACCGCAACCAUAGCCAGUGUUCUUGCAGCUUGUGCAGAGUUGGGAUCUUUUCCUCUGGGGACCUCAGUUCAUGGCUACAUAUUAAGACAAAGAAUAAAACUAGACAUUCCUUCUCAAAACUCUCUUGUUACCAUGUAUGCAAAGUGUGGCCAUUUGGAGCAGAGUUGCUCUGUUUUUGACAGGAUGAGCAGAAGAGACAUAGUUUCCUGGAACGCGAUCGUUUCAGGUCAUGCACAGAAUGGCCAUUUAUGUAAAGCACUGCUCCUCUUCAAUGAAAUGAGGAAAACACGUCAAAGACCUGAUUCAAUUACCGUUGUUUCCCUUCUCCAAGCUUGUGCUUCCAUUGGAGCCCUCCAUCAGGGGAAGUGGAUCCACAACUUUGUGACCAAAAGCUGCCUUGGACCCUGCAUCUUGAUUGACACAGCCCUGGUUGACAUGUACUCUAAAUGUGGCGACUUGGGUUCUGCUCAGAAGUGUUUUGACAGAAUGCCGCAGCAGGAUCUGGUCUCUUGGAGCUCAAUCAUCGCGGGUUAUGGUAGUCAUGGAAAAGGAGAGACUGCAUUGAGGAUGUACUCUGACUUUUUGCAUACUGGGAUCCAACCAAACCAUGUGAUUUACCUCUCAAUUCUCUCUGCUUGCAGUCACAACGGUCUCGUCGACCAGGGCCUGAGCUUCUUCCAUUCUAUGACAAAGGACUUCGGGAUCGAACCAAGACUUGAGCACCGUGCCUGCAUCGUGGAUCUCCUCAGUCGAGCUGGGAGGGUAGAAGAGGCUUAUAGCUUCUACAAGAGGAUGUUCCCAAAACCCUCCAUGGAUGUUUUAGGCAUACUCCUUGAUGCUUGCAGGACCACUGGCAAUGUAGAACUAGGGGACAUUGUUGCUAGAGAAAUUGUCAGAUUGAAGCCUGCAAAUGCUGGGAACUAUGUCCAACUGGCCCACAGCUAUGCUUCAAUGAAGAGAUGGGAUGGUGUGGGUGAGGUGUGGACCCAAAUGAAGUCCCUUCACUUGAAAAAACUGCCUGGGUGGAGUUUCAUUGAACUGCAUGGGACCAUUACAACAUUUUUCACAGACCACAGUUCACAUCCACAAUUCGAAGAAAUCAUGUUGGUUUUGAAAAUGUUGGGCAGUGAAAUGAGGAAAGUGGGCAUUCAUGACAUACCUUGAAAAGCCCUGAACCAGUAGCUGAUUCUUGCAAUGGAAUUACUUUCAGAUUGAACGGAUCUGAGAAGAGGGUUCCCCUAACACAUCCACAGACAUUUUUCUAA